Molecule: messenger RNA, 1332 nt
Organism: Danaus plexippus (monarch butterfly)
Lineage: Eukaryota; Metazoa; Arthropoda; Insecta; Lepidoptera; Nymphalidae
Product: lipopolysaccharide-induced tumor necrosis factor-alpha factor homolog
Exons: 3
Coding region: 464-868 (134 amino acids)
Molecular function (GO): zinc ion binding
Source: RefSeq, a predicted model, not a curated record
AAACGACUGUCCCCGACAUAUUGGAUCUAGUUAACACUAAUACAACGAACAAUAAAAUUUGGCACAGUUUGGAAAUUCACGAUAUAUGAUUGCGUAUUGUUUAUUAAUUGUCAAAGUAAAUGAGAGGUGUGCUAAUAGAAGUUGAAAGAUGAAAUGAUUGCGCGGGCGCAUGUAUUCCGUCCCAUUCGCACUCACUAUAUGCUGGAUAGUUCUGUUUCACACGCGCCGCGUUAACACAAACGCUACUUCAGUGCAUUCACUCGUUGCUUAGCGUCAUCACCAUCGUAAACAAGUUAGCCACACAAGGAAAAUAUAACCGUUUUAAAAAUAAAGCAGUGAACAAUCUCUAGGAAUUGAAACAUAGAAAAAUAAAAUUUCGACUGAUAUUGUGAUAAUUACUUUUAAAAGUUUUGGUUAGUUGCUAAAUAUUUGUAAAUAGGUUUAAAGGUUACAUUUCAACAUAAUGGACGCUACAAUGGAGAACAAAAUGGGACUUCCCCCACCGUACGAGCAGGUCCCGCCAAACCCGGCCCCACCACCGUCUUACUUCGCCACAGCUCCCCAACCGCCUGAAGUGCAACCAAGGACGGUGGUGGUGACGUCGACUCCAACAGUGACGACACGAACCACCACAAUUAAGCUAGGCCCAGGGCCGACGGGGACGUCAUGUCCUAAUUGCAACAAGCCUAUCGUGACUAGAGUUGAAUACGUGUCUAACAACAGAACUCACAUAGUAUCAGCUGGACUCUGUAUUCUUGCCGGUUGCUGCUGCGGUUGUCUCGUGCCAUAUUGCAUGAGAUCAUGCAAGACAGCGAACCAUUACUGUCCCCAGUGUAAAGCUUUCAUAGGCUCUCACGUUCCGUCCUAAUUUAUAUAAGAACAUUAGUUUACAAUGUGUUAGAAUAACAGCAGGGAUUUUAUAUAAAUAUAAUACAUAACAAGCUGAAAUCUGAAUGAAUGAAAUGAUUUUUUUUUUGUUUAUCAUUAAAUCGAGGUGACAGAUUAAAAAAAAAUUAUAAAUGAUUCCAAGAAUGUUUAUAGAUAAUAAAACAGAAGUACAUAGAAUAUAUAUUCGUUGUAAACAAAUUUUUAGAAUAAUUAGUGUAUCCUAUUAAUUUGUUAUAUCAUUUUAUAAAAUUGAAAUUGUAACUGUGAUAAACUUUUUUUUAAUAAUUUUUAUGAAUUGUAAUUCUAAAACGGUUUUUUGUAUGAACUGUCUGUAAUAUUUAUAUAUACUCUUAUUUAUUAUAAUUAUAUUAUUAUAAUUAUAUAUGUUCAUAUUUUAUUUCAACUUUUUCAUAAAAGAUUGGAAAUAAAGAUUUUUUUUAUUAA